Trichosurus vulpecula (common brushtail) is the source of this 860-nucleotide messenger RNA. Its product is annotated as 60S ribosomal protein L7a-like. The coding region runs from base 13 to 813 and encodes 266 amino acids. Gene Ontology annotation, biological process: ribosome biogenesis. The transcript has a single exon. Gene Ontology annotation, cellular component: ribonucleoprotein complex. NCBI's taxonomy places the organism in Eukaryota, Metazoa, Chordata, Mammalia, Diprotodontia, Phalangeridae. The record is from RefSeq and is a predicted model, not a curated record.
CAGCCCGCCAAGAUGCCAAAAGGGAAGAAGGCCAAGGGGAAGAAGGUGGCUCCAGCCCCUGCUGUAGUAAAGAAGCAGGAGGCCAAGAAAGUGGUCAAUCCUUUGUUUGAGAAGCGGCCCAAGAACUUUGGCAUUGGUCAGGACAUCCAGCCCAAAAGGGACCUUACUCGUUUUGUCAAAUGGCCUCGGUACAUCAGACUGCAGCGUCAAAGGUCUAUCCUUUAUAAGCGUUCGAAAGUUCCACCGGCAAUUAACCAGUUCACCCAGGCUUUGGAUCGUCAGACAGCUACUCAGCUGCUGAAACUGGCUCAUAAGUAUAGACCUGAGACAAAGCAAAAUAAGAAGCAAAAGCUUCUGGCUCGGGCUGAACAAAAGGCUGCAGGCAAAGGAGAUGUCCCCACUAAGAGACCACCUGUCCUGAGAGCAGGUGUUAACACUGUUACUACCCUGGUAGAAAACAAGAAAGCACAGUUGGUAGCGAUUGCACAUGACGUGGACCCCAUUGAGCUAGUGGUCUUCCUACCUGCCUUGUGCCGAAAAAUGGGGGUUCCUUAUUGUAUUAUCAAAGGUAAAGCCAGACUGGGUCACUUAGUUCACAGAAAUACCUGCACAAGCAUUGCCUUCACACAGGUUAAUCCUGAAGAUAAGGGAGCCCUGGCUAAGCUGGUAGAAGCCAUCAAAACCAAUUACAAUGACAGAUAUGAUGAGAUCCGUCGUCACUGGGGUGGCAAUGUUCUGGGUCCAAAAUCGGUGGCUCGUAUUGCCAAGCUGGAAAAGGCAAAAGCUAAGGAACUUGCAACCAAAUUGGGUUAAAUGUAUAUUUGAUUUUUCCCUACAUAAAAAUAAAAAUUUAAACAAAA